Messenger RNA from Culex quinquefasciatus (southern house mosquito), 1528 nucleotides. RefSeq names its product testis-expressed protein 9. The transcript is spliced from 4 exons. The record is from RefSeq and is a predicted model, not a curated record. Lineage: Eukaryota; Metazoa; Arthropoda; Insecta; Diptera; Culicidae. Bases 248 to 1384 code for a protein of 378 amino acids.
AAAUCCAAUCAUACUUUUCAUCACACUACACCCUAAACAAAACAAAACUUUUUUUGUAAACCCAAGCCACACAGGUUACCAUGCGUACCAAUUAUGUUUGCGCACAGCAUUGGGCAGCAUAAAACAUUGAACCAAACGCCGCACAAUUGCCAAAGGGUUCGCCACCCUAAGCAAACAAAUUUCAUUCACCGUCGAGCUAUUGAACCCUGAAGUAGCCCUGCCGCAGCCGAAGUUGAAGGUGACAAAAAUGGAUGCCGUCCUGUUGGAGCGCGAGCGGGUUCUGUUCCGGCUGAACGAGGAGAUCAACGCCAAAUCCCGCGGGCUGUUCGAGCUGAACGAGAACGCCACCUGGAUGACCACCAAGAGGCGCAUGAAGAACAACAUCCGCAAGCUGGCCAACCCCCAGCAGCAGGUCGACGACUCCGGGAGCAACUCUGGUGAUAGCAGCAACAACAAGGAAAACGAUUGCGACCAGCUGACCACGGCUACGGCAGCGUCCGACACGGAAACGGAGUUCAACGAGCUGUCCCAGUGUACCACCAACGAGGACACCAAGUCCCUGCUGGAAUCGGAAAAGGAGACGUCCAUUUCGACGGUCGAUACCAAGGUUGAUUUGCAGCUUGUGAAACCGGGCGGUGAAAAAAAGAUCAACAACAAAGCCGUUGCCAAGCAGGCCGGUGGCAACAACCCGGGGGCCAAGAACGUGAACAAGAACAUGGCCGAUGUGGUGCCGAAGGUGCUGGAAAAGAAGAACAUCAGCUCGGAGGGGUUGAUAAAAUUUUUAAAGUCCAAAGUAGCCAUCAUUCAGACGGAGCUGGAGACGGUUCAGAAGCAAAACGAAGCUAAUGUUAAGGAUUUGAACUUGGCACUGGAUCGGUUGAAACAGUUGGAAAGCUUCAAGGAGCAGUUGCUAACCAAGAAUGCAGCACUAGAGCGUACGGUUAAAAAGUUUGAGGAACGCAACUUGGAACUGGACAAAAUGGUGAAGGAAAGGGAAGUCCAAAUAACAAACGGCGCUAAAGAGUUGUCAGCGGCGCGGACCGAAAUUCGCUGCGUGACCCAGAACAACCAGAACCUGGAGAAGCGUCUGUUCAAGCUGCAGGAAGACGUUGACGGGCUCAAAGUGAAGCUGACGAUCGCGAAUGACGCCGAGAAGGAGACGCGUGACGCUGCACGUCAGGAGCGGUUGACUUACGAAAAGCAAAUUAAGCAAUUAAGAAAACAAAGAGGCGAAGUGCUGGCCGAUUACAAGAAGCUGCUGCUGGUGGUGGACCAGAUGAAGAAGCAAAACAUCCACGCCGACCAGACGCGCCUCAUCAGCGACUUUGAGCGGGACUACUUCAAACACCUGGACGAUGCCUCGACGUCUUCGCUGUCCCAAUGAGGUUUCGUCUUUAGAUUUGUAGCAUUUCUAGACUUGUUCAUGGUAAACUUAGACUGAACUAGAGUGUAGACUAUUUUUGAUAGCAGUACAGUUUUUGGGAACUAAUCCCACCGUAAAAUGUGCAACAAUAAAGUAAUCUUUUUC